AUGUCUGAUGAAAAUGUCCACGAAUAUAACAUUAUGCUGUGUGGUUCAGCACGUGCUGGUAAAUCGACGUUGAUAAAUGCUUUGUGCAAUAGAACAAUGAUUGAGACAAGUAGUAUUUUAGAAUCCUGUGCAAAAACCAUAACAUGUUACACAUUUAAUGAUUCUCAUUAUAUUGAAUCAAAGGUGUUUAUCACUAAAUUUCAAACUAAUUUUUGUGAACCGCCCGAUAUUGACUCAUGGACAGAGGAUGAAGUGAAGUCGUAUGUAAAAGAAAUAAAAGAGAGAACAAAUCCGUUGUGUAUGAUAUAUUGUGCGAGUCCCGGUUCCUAUACUAAAAUUCCACAAUUGGAAUGGCUAAUUGAAGCAUGUUUAGAUGAACAAAUAUGUGUCGCUUUGGUAUGCACAAAUAUGUGGAUAAGUACGAAUCGAUACAAUAUUCGAGAUGAUUUCAACAAAAUUCUAUCAAAAUACUUAAAACAAACAAAAGAAGAAGAUGGUAUUACAUAUUAUGGCGAUAACAACGCUUUAGUGGCAAUGGUUAAUAGUGAAAAAUAUAUUGAUAAUGAAUUAGGAGUUGAUGAAAAAAUUUGUGGUAUCAAUGAACUCAUUUAUGGUAUAAUUACAUCGUUGAAAGAUGAUAAAGGUUUGGGUUGGCUUUAUACAAUUUCUAAUAAUGAGUCAUUUUGGAUAACAAAAAAAAGUAAGGUUGCAAAUUUAUUUAAUAAGACAGUUGAUGACGUAUGGAGUUUGAUUAGUGACAUUACUCGCGAUCUGAAAGAGCGUAAUAUAGCUCUGUACAAAAAGUCUAAUAUCAAUCGAAAAACGCCGAUCAUUCCUGAACAACACAUUGUUAUUCGUAAGAAAAAUUCGGUUUCGUGUACAAUAUUAUAA
Didymodactylos carnosus is the source of this 891-nucleotide messenger RNA. The record is from the annotation of a GenBank genome assembly. Lineage: Eukaryota; Metazoa; Rotifera; Eurotatoria; Philodinida; Philodinidae.